AUGCCAGUCUCCCUCGAGCUAAGAACAGAUACCGCGCAUCCCGACACUCUCACAUCAUCGUCAAAAAGUCCAGAUCUCGACCCAGAAAUCGCCGCUGGCAAUUCACCCCAUUUCCUCAUCACCAUCAACGAUCCCCAAACCCUCUCAGUUUUCGGCACCACGCUAGCCACCGGCGACGCCAAUGUUCCCAUCCUUCAGCCGCAGCUUUCACGCAAGUCCGCCGACGACCACUUCCUACUUCCCAGCACUGCGAUCAAAGCGCUGCGCAUCUGGAUCUCCCCCUAUAUCUACAGCAACGAUGUUCUUGAACUAGUCAAACACGAUCAUGAGAAUGAUGAGAUCCCCUACCUAUUGAUGGAAUCCAUCGUCGAAAGCUGGCGCGAAGCGUUCCGCUGCAUUCCAGAGCGGCAUUGUAUCGAACACGUCGAAUUUGAUGUGCGUUAUGAAGAAGUACACAAUAUACAGAAGGUUGCGCAACUGCUGCAGGCUGUUGCGACAGCGAUUAUCUAUACCAUAAAACCCCAACUCCCACUCUCUUGGCUCAAGCGACAAGAGAACCUACACGCCCACCCAUUCAUCUGCCCCGUGUGCAUCGAAGACCGCAUACGCAGCCAAUACUCGCGAUACCUCGAGGACCAUCAGAAGAACCGAUCGGCCUCGCAGAAGGUGAUGGACGAUGUAGAGACGAAUGUGCAGCUUUGGACGUAUGAAGCAGUGUUGGAAGCCGUGGCGAAGGGCGGUAGGGUCUGUGAAGCAGAAGAUAAAGCAGGUAUCUUCCGCAUCAAGUACCUUGAAGGGUUCAAGGCUUUGGGACAAAGAAGAGACGCAAUGAAUGGGGUCUGGGACAUGAGAAAUGGAUGUGCACAAGAGAUUGGAGUUGAGGAGCAGGAUAGAGCCACGCCCGAUGAAGAUGCAGAGAUGGACGACUUAGUUGAGCAACUUUCAGAAGCAAAAAUUGCAAUUGCGCAAGACAGCGCAGUUGAUGAUCUCGCGGAAGGUGUGUCAGGAUUGUAG
This is a messenger RNA of Alternaria novae-zelandiae, 1014 nucleotides long. RefSeq lists its product as uncharacterized. The record is from RefSeq and is a predicted model, not a curated record. The transcript has 2 exons. NCBI's taxonomy places the organism in Eukaryota, Fungi, Ascomycota, Dothideomycetes, Pleosporales, Pleosporaceae. Bases 1 to 1014 code for a protein of 337 amino acids.